AUGUCAACCGCACUUUGCUUGGCUCCGAAUGUCAAGUCGUUGCUGGGCUCCACCGCUCGCGGCUUCAGCAGCAAUGCUCCCGUCUCCAGCGGCGACCGAGAGACUCUCGACCGCUGGAUCGCCCACAUCCAGGGGCUCACCGUUGUCGAGCAGGAUGAGAUCACCCGAUCGGCCGCCCAGUUGCUCGCAACGACGCUCUAUCCAUCGGCCCCAUCGGCCCCGGCGUGGGACUCAGUCCCGGUCGGCAGCGAGCUGCCUCCGGCAUACCACUUGGUGUGCUUCCCUCCGCGCGAGCCCGAAUGCCGACUGGCCAGCGACGGCUACGACACCUCGUUCACGCCCCCAGCCCCAUAUCUCAAACGCAUGUGGGCCGGCGGAUCGUUCGAGUGGAACCUCGAGAACCCCCUCCGCAUCGGCGACAGGGUGUCGCAGACGACCAAGGUCGACAGGAUCCAGGUCAAGCCGGGCGCCCAAGGCGAUCUGCGAGUGUUUGUGUGGAUGAAGAAGGACAUUGCGAACGAGGCCGGGCCGUCCAUGCAGGAGGUGCGGUGCCUGGUAUACAUGGAUGCCCGCAGCCGGGUCAGCGAUCCCGGGCGGGUGCUCAAAGGUCAGUUCCCUUCCAGCACAAGGCCCAACUUUAGUCGCCAGAUCAAGCCGACGGCCCUGACUCUCUUCCGGUACUCGGCCCUGACCUUCAACAGCCACUUGAUCCACUACGACCCGGACUACUGCCGAGCCGAGGAGGGAUACCCAGAGCGGCUCGUCCAUGGCCCGCUGACUUGCACCCUCCUGCUGGAUCUGCUCCACAAGCGCCUGGCCGAGACUCAGGGCAUCCAGCACCGCCGUCCGUUCCUGCGCUCGUUCGAGUACCGGGCCCUCAGUCCGCUCUACUGUGGCCAAGACCUCCAUUUGCACGGACGAGUGCUCGACCGCGAGCCCGCCACCGCCGGCGAGAUGCGCUAUGAGCUGUGGGCGACCAAUGCCCAGGGCGGCCUUGCGAUGAAGGGCACUGCGGUCGUCACCGAGCGCGAUGCAUAG
This is a messenger RNA of Polychytrium aggregatum, 1038 nucleotides long. RefSeq names its product HotDog domain-containing protein. The record is from RefSeq and is a predicted model, not a curated record. Bases 1 to 1038 code for a protein of 345 amino acids. Gene Ontology annotation, cellular component: mitochondrion. Lineage: Eukaryota; Fungi; Chytridiomycota; Chytridiomycetes; Polychytriales. The transcript is spliced from 3 exons. Gene Ontology annotation, molecular function: (3R)-hydroxyacyl-[acyl-carrier-protein] dehydratase activity.